GACAUCAUGAACAAAAUCUAGAGUGGUGGGUUUCAAGACAUUGAUGUUUUUAAUCAUGUCAAAGGAGGUGGGGGUGGCGGUGGUGCUGCCAGUUUCGUACAUGGAGGCGGCGGUAGAGGAAAGAAUACGGGGCAAAUGGGUUUUAACAUGGGCCAAAUGGGAAACUACCCAAUGAACCAGAUGGGUAAUUUUGCAGCAGUACCAGGACUACCAGCACCAGCAGCAGCAGCAAUGAAUAAUGGUGGUGGGUAUUAUCAAGGGAUGGGGCCAGGGAAUCCCUAUAACCAGCAUCAAUAUAUGGCCAUGAUGAUGAAUCAACAGAGAGCAAAUGGGGGGAUGUAUCAGCCAAUGAUGUAUGCUCAACCAUACCCCCAACCAAGCUAUGGUACUCCCCCAAUGCAUCCACCACACUCUGAAUCUUAUGCUCAUUACUUCAGUGAUGAAAAUGCAAACAGCUGCAGUGUCAUGUGAAAUUUUCCCCAUACUAGCGAUGGUUUUGGUAUUUUACAAAAGUUUGCAAGGGAAAUUUUUAGUUUUCCCUUUAGUCAAAGUCCCCCAAACUCUAUUUGAAGCCAUAUGGAGUGAGGCCACUAUGUAGUAGAAGAACAAUGUACCUGAAGUUUGAGGGAUAUAUGAUGAUUGAUGAAUAUAUAUAGUUCUUUGGUUGCUUUUUCUCAAAAGGUGGACCCAAAUGUAUUUCUUUGUGAAUUGUUGGUUUCAAUUGUAAAAACAUGUCUGGCAUCAAUCCCCAUCAGGCUC
Molecule: messenger RNA, 759 nt
Organism: Hibiscus syriacus
Lineage: Eukaryota; Viridiplantae; Streptophyta; Magnoliopsida; Malvales; Malvaceae
Product: heavy metal-associated isoprenylated plant protein 34-like
Exons: 1
Coding region: 136-471 (111 amino acids)
Source: RefSeq, a predicted model, not a curated record